Acanthosepion pharaonis is the source of this 798-nucleotide messenger RNA. Lineage: Eukaryota; Metazoa; Mollusca; Cephalopoda; Sepiida; Sepiidae. The record is from the annotation of a GenBank genome assembly.
AUGUUCUUUCUUUCUUUCUCUUUUUAUACUUUCCAAACAUUUCUUUCUUUCUUUCUUUCUUUCUUUCUUUCUUUCUUUCUUUCUUUCUUUCUUUAUGUUCUUUUCUUUUCUUUUUUUUUUUUUUUUCUUUUCUUUUUUCAUUCUUUUAGUAGUAUAUUGAAUUAUUUGCUUUUUUUUAAUUCCGCCUUCCAUUUUUUCCUUUUUUUGUUUGUUUCUUUUUUUUUUUUUUUUUUUUUCUUUUUUUCUUCAAGCAAUAUUUUUCAUAUCUAUGUUCUUUCUUUCUUUCUUUUUCCAAACAUUUCUUUCUUUUUCUUUCUUUUUUUUCUUUUUUCUUUCUUUCACUUUUCGUUCGUUCUUCCAAACAUUUUUCUUUUUUUUUUCCUUCUUUUUUCGUUAAGUUUUUUUUUUCUUUUUUUUCUUUUUUCUUUUUCUUUGAGAAGCAAUAUUUUUCAUUUUUUUCUUUUGAAUAUUUUCCGUUUUUCCUUCUUCUAUUUUCUGACAUCCACGUUCUUUUUUUCGUUACUUUUUCUUUUUUUUUCUUUUUUUUUUUUCUUUUGUUUUGAUAAUUAUUAUCUAUUUUCUUUCUUUUUCUUUUUUUUUUCCUAUUUUCCAUUUCUUUCUUUCUUUUUUUUCUUUUUUUUCUUUUUCUCUUUUUUCUUUCUUUCAAAAUUUUUUAAAGUUAUUUUUAAAUUAUUUCUUUUUUAUUUUUUUUUUGUCCAUUUUUCUGCAAUUUUUUUCCACGUUUUUUUUUCGUUUUUUUCUUUUUUCUUUUUUUUUUCUUUUUUUUCCUUUCUUUGA